Ctenopharyngodon idella (grass carp) is the source of this 2672-nucleotide messenger RNA. RefSeq names its product endonuclease domain-containing 1 protein-like. Gene Ontology annotation, molecular function: hydrolase activity; nucleic acid binding; metal ion binding. Lineage: Eukaryota; Metazoa; Chordata; Actinopteri; Cypriniformes; Xenocyprididae. The record is from RefSeq and is a predicted model, not a curated record. Bases 1523 to 2425 code for a protein of 300 amino acids. The transcript has 5 exons.
UAUUAAAAUGAAAUUGCUGUGAAAGCACAUUUACUGAAUAGAGAGGGUAUAUAAAUGUCAGUAAAAGGAGGAAAGUUUAGUUGAGAAGGAGAAGGACUGGUGAAUAUAAAGUUAUUGUAAAAAAAAUCACAUGCAUAAUCUAUUAGAGUGCUAAAAUCCCUGUUUACUCGACCUACAAGUUUAAGAACUGCAAUACACAAGGACAGCGAACCUCAAAGGGUGCGCACUGAUGUCAGACUGAGUGGAAAAACUUCCUGCAACUUGGCUGGUGCUAGUAGAGAAAAGCAGAAGUAAAACAAAUGAUUAGCUUAAAUUAAAAUCAGUUGGACAUGAAAGUGAUGCUUACAAAUUGCCAACUAAGUGAUCCAUGGACAGUGACGUUCCAAGAAUGAUUUUGAUGCCAGGGAAAUACAUAAUGCAAAGCCUGAAGACAUUGUGGUAGAUUUUCCCCUACACACCUGACUUAAGUUUACCUGGGUCAUGUCCUAAUCAACACCCCUAAACGUCUCCUAAUCGACGCUUAAAUAAUUUAUACUCUAGCGCGUCUCCUAAUCGACGUCGGCUGAGUUGGUUAAUGUCUUGACCCUUUAUCACUUGGGAAUAAGGUCUCUAGUGUUCCCUAACUUGUUGCGCAGCAAUAAACCAGGCAGACUCCAGACUAUGCCUAAGAAUAUGCUUUAAUCACAGCCAGAGGACCUCGUAUCAAUCACAGAGAAUCCCACCAGCAAAAAGAAUACAACAGUUUAUAUAGGAUAGGAGCAUGACAAAGCAUUCUACAAUAUGAUUGGUUCUUCAAAUGUCAAACCCUUCUGUUACUAGGUAAAGCAAGAUCUGCCCAAAUCAUGUGUUUAUUAGUUUGCUUGUUACUUAAUAUCAUGGGGUUAUUAUGUUUAGAUAGUUGUCUAGCUGUCCCUAAGUUUCAUUUCCCCUUUUGUUACAUUCAGAUAUGAUUCAGACACACACGGAAGUUUUGGGGACAUUUACGUUUCAAAAGCAUAUAAAUGUUAUUCCUGCAAGGAAUAAGAAAUGUUAGUUAUGAUUAAUUAAAAAAUUCCAUCACAACAUUCAAAAUCCUCGACACAUUAUAUGCUAGACAACACAAUAAAUACAAUAUAGAUAGAUCUACAUCCAAAGCAUCACCACCAGAAUUUAAUUUGUCAGAAUUUAAAAUGUCAGAAAUCCAGAAAAAUACAUGGAGAAAUAUUAACCACUUCUAUGCCUUUCUUUGCAUUUAAUCUUUUCAGAAAAUUACCAGUUGUGAAAUCUUAUUAGAGUAUAAAACUAAAUCUGGCACAAUUUCAACCGAAACCACCACUAUUUGUAGAGCUGCCUUUGGCUUUUAUUAUACUUUAUUAUUUAUUGAGUAUUUAAUAGUAGACGUUUAAUUACUACAUGGAAGGUGUUGCCUCACGUUUCUUAAAUUCUUGCAUUAUUGUCUCUUCCUUAAUAAUAGCUUGAUCUUUGAAUUGUACUGCUGUAAAUUUGAGAGAUCUUGAUAAUUCAUCAUCUCAUCCUCUUCAUCAUGACGCUGCUUCUUCAUGUGCUGAUGCUGUUUCUUCUCUCCGGUGGUUCAGCCAAAGUUGUGCCGGAUUUUGAGAAGGAAUGUGGUCAAUUUUUUGCAGGUGGAAAAUCACCAACAACAUUUAUUGGAUCACAGUACAAGCAGAUCUGCCAAAAUCUAAAUAAUCGUUACUAUUAUGCCACAUAUUAUGAUACAUACAACAGGAUCCCAGUGUACUCAGCCUACAAGUUUGAAGGGAUAAAGAACUGCACAAGACAAAACAAUUGGUACAUUGAACCUCAACUUGAUGAUGAUAAAGCAGGACCAACCAUGGCAUCUGAGGGGUCUGUGGAUAUAAAACUACGUGGAAUCCAUCAAGCUCUCAAUGGAGAUUAUGUGAAGUCUGGCUACCACAAAGGCCAUCUGGCACCAGUCUAUCAGGCACAAUCACAGGACUGUUCUGACGCCACCUUCACUCUCACCAAUGCUGCUCCACAAAACUCCUCUUUUAACAGCGGUCAAUGGAGGGUACUAGAAGAAAACAUUUCUAAAGCACUAUCCGAGCAAUGUCUACCAAAAAAGUAUUCUGUUUACAUAGUAACAGGGGUGACACCAGGUACAAGUAAAUUAAAAAACAGAGUUAAUGUGCCUAGUUAUUUCUGGACUGCAUACUGCUGCUUAGACCAGAAUAACAAAUGUCAAAUUUCAAGAGGAUUUAUUGGAGAGAACAAGAACAUCACUCCCCAGAACACAACUGUGAAUGAUUUAAAGAAAGAGUUGGCAAAUCUUUAUAAAGUCACAUCUUUCGAGGUGUUUGAUAGCUCUACAGUACCCCCAGUGAAACAAAAAAGUAAAGCUUUCAAAAUAAAUGUAACGUGUAGUCAGUUUUGGUUUAGCUUUCUCUGUGUUUUGUUCCUGUUUUAGCUGCCAUGUUAGUUUUCUUAUUAAUCAGCUAUUCACCUGUUCUGUUUCAGUCAGACAGGGGUGCCCCGAAUUUAGUGAUUCAGGAAUUUUUAUUUCUUAUGCAUGAUAUUUUUAUUUCUUAUGCAUCUGUUGUGAUUAUUUUAUGACUAUUUUAAUUCCUUAUUUACGUAAAGCACUUUGAAUUGUGUACCACUUGUUACCACUGUGUAUGAAAUGUGCUAUAUAAAUAAACUUGCCUUGCCAAUCA